AUUUCGCUUCUCCAGCUCGGAAUCCUCGAUGCUCCUCCUUUUUCCGCUUCGUUCCAGCGAGGAUGCUGGGGAAUCUCGCCGGCCUGGCGGUGCCCUUCCUCCUCUUCAUGGAGGAUGUCGUGUGGCAGCGCCUGGCGCGCGACUACGUGGAGGAGGAGGCGACCUCCCGCGACUACGUCGUGGACUCGUCCGGCCCGAGAGGAGGUAGCCGCGCCUUCAGGGCUCUGGGGAAGAAUCCGGUUCUGGAGUUCGCCGAUCGUCCCUCGCGAAGGAACGGAGAGAAAUGCUAUCCCCCGUAUGGAUGCUUCUCGACGGACUAUCCGUGGACGUCGCAGCGGCCGCUGGCUUUACACCCGGAACCUCCUUCGGUCAUCAGACCGGUCUUCUGCCUCUACACCCGCCGAAACCCCAAAGACUGCCACCCCUUGAAGACGAACGAGACUUCGAGGCUGAGGGAAUCCCCGUUCGACCCUUCGCAUCCCGUCACGCUGCUCACUCACGGCUUCCUCGAGCACGGACGGAAGCGGUGGCUGCUGGUUCAGACCUCCAUCCUCCUCUCUCUCGUUCCAUCCCCGCUCGACAUUCACUUUCCCACUGAAAUGCAGGAAGUCGCGGAGGAGCUGCUGAAGGCGAGAGACCAGAACGUCGUGGCGUUGAGCUGGCUCGGGGGAACCGGACCGCCCUACAACCAAGCGAUUGCCAAUGCCAGGCUCGUCGGUGUCAUGGCCGCACAUUUCCUUCUCUUUCUCGCCAGGGAGGCGGGGACGCGAAUUGAGGAUGUACACGUGGUGGGUCACAGUCUGGGAGCUCACCUGGUCUCCCACAUUGGAUCCUCGAUCAAGGACCUGGCAAAAAGGAAACUGGGUCGAAUCACUGGGAUCGACCCGGCUGGACCCCUUUUCGAAAAUGCGGAUCCGCGCGUGAGACUGGAUCCGGAGGAUGCCCUCUUCGUGGAUGUCAUUCACACCAAUGGGGCUCCCCUCGCAACAGGAGGAUUGGGGUUGUCUCAGCCGUUGGGUCACGUGGACUUCUAUCCCAAUUCGGGGACCCACAUGCCAGGAUGCAAACUCACAUUUGAGGAAGCUCUCGAAAUGGAGAACGGUUCUGUCGUCGAUGGUAUGAGACUAUUCGUGGGUUGCAACCACAUGAGGGGCAUCGACUACUUCAUCGAAUCCAUCAAUUCUCUUUGCCCUUUCCUCGCUUUUGAGUGUUCCAAUUAUGCCGAGUACACGCGAGGAGGCUGUGCGAGUUGUGGCCAAAGGGGAGAGAAGUGUGGAAGAAUGGGAUAUCAUGCCAAAGAAGCCUGGAAACCGGAUUUCUACGAAGGGGAAUCCCGGAAAUUCUACCUCCUCACCGGCCGUCGUCAUCCAUACUGCCGGGUGACCCACAAGGUGACGGUGGUCGUGGCGGAUCACCAGAUCUCAGACGACCAUGAAGACGGUGUCGGCAGUUUUUACAUCACUCUUCAUGGAUCUCGUGGCUCUUCCUCUAGUUCGCGACUCGGAGAUGAGGAAUUGCAUUUCAAGCCAGGCCAGGGAUUCAGUUUCCUCAUUCCAUCCCAGGAGAUCGGAGAAAUCGAUGAGAUUCUCUUGAAAUGGAAACACGGAGGAACGAACGAUAAUAGGCGGUCGCUCCCUCAAUCCAAGAUAAUCAUCGACCAAGUCAUCGUUCACACCCUCGAGCACAACGCCACGGCGAGUUUCUGCGGCCGCGGAAGUGAGUUGGCGUCCGGGGAGGAGGUGGCGAUGAGACGGGAUGACAGUCGAGGAUGUCUGGAGAAACCCUUGCCCGAGGAAAACCUCAUUUCGGAGAAAGUCACCCCACCGACAAGGAAGACGAUGAGACGAGGAAAGUCGUUGGCAGAAGUCGAGGGAUUCCGAUUUAAACCCCCGGCGAGCACGGGCGACGUUCUUGCCUUGCUUCUCUGCGGCGGGAGCCUGCCUUCUGGCCAGAAAUGGGUAAAAAUCCAGAUUUCAAGGUAA
This is a messenger RNA of Darwinula stevensoni, 1982 nucleotides long. NCBI's taxonomy places the organism in Eukaryota, Metazoa, Arthropoda, Ostracoda, Podocopida, Darwinulidae. The record is from the annotation of a GenBank genome assembly.